Messenger RNA from Lathyrus sativus (Indian pea), 504 nucleotides. The record is from the annotation of a GenBank genome assembly. Lineage: Eukaryota; Viridiplantae; Streptophyta; Magnoliopsida; Fabales; Fabaceae.
AUGAAUAUAGUUACAUAUAACAUAAAGAGGUGUGGUAGCUUGGUUAAGAGGAAAAAAAUUAGGAGUUAUUUAACAAAAGGAGGGGCAGACAUUUGUUUUAUUCAAGAAACAAAAAGUUGUAAAAUGAAUGAUGAAGUGGUCCAAAGCAUCUGGGGUAGCAGUGAUUAUCUCUGGCCUGCUUUGGACUUUAGAGGUCAAUCUGGGGAAAUUUUCACCAUUUGGAGAAAGGGUGUGCUUGAACCUAUAAUCAGUUGUAGGGGGAAUGGUUAUUUAGGACUAAAUGCUUCAUGGAAGGGUAAAAAAUUUUACUUUCUUAAUGUAUAUUCAUCAUGCAUCUUGUCUGAGAAAAGGGCUAGGUGGAGUGAAAUCUUAGAACUCAAAGGCAGCUUGGGUGAGGGAGAAUGGAUUUUUGGUGGAGAUUUUAAUUCUAUCAAAAAUUCUGAGGAGAGGUUUGGUAGAGGGGGACAUAAUAGACUAGAGAUGAAGGAAUUUGGGAAUUUAUAA